Molecule: messenger RNA, 1176 nt
Organism: Microthlaspi erraticum
Lineage: Eukaryota; Viridiplantae; Streptophyta; Magnoliopsida; Brassicales; Brassicaceae
Source: the annotation of a GenBank genome assembly
AUGCCUGUGUCCGUACAGUCCGUAUUCGCCACGAACCUCGCGACUACAGUAUCAUGCAGGUCUAAGUCCUCGAACCGGUUUUACAAUGUUUCGCACCGUCGAAUUGGCUCCAGCUCCGUGAAUUGCUCGGCGGAGACGACGGAGGUUGCUGACCGGUCGGUGAAGCUGAAGAAUGGGAACGACUCGCUUGAGAUUUGCAGAGUUCUCAACGGAAUGUGGCAGACGAGCGGAGGAUGGGGGAAAAUCGAUCGAAACGACGCCGUUGAUGCGAUGCUCCGUUACGCCGAUGCUGGUCUCUCUACUUUCGACAUGGCCGAUCACUAUGGUCCUGCAGAAGAUCUUUACGGCAUUUUUGUCAAUAGGGUUCGUAGAGAGAGACCUCCUGAGUACUUGGAGAGGAUUAAAGGUUUGACGAAAUGGGUACCUCCUCCAGUGAAGAUGACAAGCAGCUAUGUUCGUCAGAACAUUUAUAUAUCUCGAAAGAGAAUGGAUGUUGCUUCUCUUGAUAUGCUUCAGUUUCACUGGUGGGAUUAUGCGAAUGAUGGUUAUCUUGAUGCACUGAAACACCUCACUGACUUGAAAGAACAAGGUAAAAUCAAGACUGUUGCUUUGACAAAUUUUGAUACAGAGAGACUUGAGAAAAUCUUAGAGAAUGGAAUCCCUAUUGUUAGCAAUCAGGUACAACACUCCAUUGUAGACAUGCGUCCUCAACAGAGAAUGGCUCAGCUUUGCGAGCUUACAGGCGUCAAACUUAUAACAUAUGGGACAGUAAUGGGUGGCCUACUGUCAGAGAAGUUUCUUGAUACCAAUCUAACAAUCCCUUUUGCUGGUCCUCGCUUGAAUACUCCUUCUCUCCAAAAGUACAAAAGGAUGGUUGAUGCAUGGGGAGGAUGGAAUCUAUUCCAAGGUUUACUUCGAACGAUGAAGAGCAUAUCCACAAAACAUGGUGUCUCUAUACCUACAGUGGCUGUGAGAUACGUACUAGAUCAGCAAGGAGUUGCUGGAUCAAUGAUUGGAGUGAGACUCGGGUUAGCGGAACAUAUACAAGACGCAAACGCUGUAUUCUCAUUGGUACUGGAUGAUGAAGAUGUUAGUAGCAUACAAGAAGUUACCAAGAAAGGUAAAGAUCUUCUCCAAGUGAUUGGUGACUGUGGAGACGAAUAUCGACGUAUAUGA